Molecule: messenger RNA, 1719 nt
Organism: Ambispora gerdemannii
Lineage: Eukaryota; Fungi; Glomeromycota; Glomeromycetes; Archaeosporales; Ambisporaceae
Source: the annotation of a GenBank genome assembly
AUGAAAGAUACAUCAACUUUGAAAGAAAUCGCAGAAAUCGCUGUUAAUAUUAAGAUUAAUGAAGAGACCCCAGUACUCUUAAAGCUUCCCUUAAAUGCGAAACUUUCUGAUGUACGCAUAAUACUUAAUGAAGAACCCGAAAUCCGGAUGAACAACAAAAUGUCUUUUUUGAAUCGAUCGGAUGAAAUUACCAAAGGCAAUGAGACCAAAUUGCUUUUAUCGGAAAUUCUUAUAAAGAACGAUCUAAACAUCAUCGGUGAAAUAGAACCUGAUUGGAAGGCUAUUAUAAAAAUGUGUGCACUCGAAUAUGGGCUUCAUUUUACAAUCAAAGGGCCGGUUUCUGCAAAAGAAAAAGCAUUUCAUAUCAAAUUUAUGCCGGAAAUCUUGCCGCGUCCUUUUACCGAUGAAGAAGUAGUGGAAUGUAAAACCAAAGAAGAAAAUAUAUGUGUAAGAAAUUAUAUAGCCAAUUCAAACAGCUCUUUAUUUUCUGAACUGUCUGUACGAUCUCAACAUUCAACAGCAGAAAUUCGUAAAGAAAACAAUAUUUAUUCCAAAUUUAAACGAAUAAAAGUAAUAUUGUCAAUAAAUGAAUCAAAGCCGACUAAAAAUUUCUUAGAUGCGAUUGAUGAAGCUCUUGCAUCCCAUAAUCAAUAUGAAUCUCUUAGAAAAGUCACGGAAGAUUUUGGACAAUUUUUGUGCAAAAGAUACGAGAUUGGCGGUGUUAUUUUAUCAACUAAAAAAAACGAAACGAGUAUCAAUAAUUUGAACGAAUUUUACGAAUUUAAUUCCUCGUUGGAUUCGCAAGUAGAUGGUCUUAUCGGAAUCGAAGGAAGAAUUAAAAAGAACAGAGUAAUAAAUUCCGAAGAUGAAUAUUCAUUCUUUAACAUUCAUGGUGGUUUGGAAGAAACUUAUCUUGCUGAAGGAAUGUCUGUUGCAAAGAAUGGCCCGGAUUGGCCAUUUCGUAAUAUUCCGUGCUUUGUCUUAAAACUGCUAUUAAUUCGAAUCGGAUUGCGUUUAGGAUGGCUUAAUUCAUUAAAUAAUUAUAAAAAUUGGAGAGUAGCUGAAUAUUCGGACAUAUGCUCGAUAUUUGACAUUUUGGAUAAAGACAGGCGGAUAAAAGUUGCUGCGGCAUCCGGAAAGGCAAUCCUUGUUUCUCAAGUCGUUAAAUUCGAAUCUGAUCCUAUCUUCGACUUAGCCGAUAGAAGACCAUUUGUAUGCAGUAUUCCUCAAAAUAUUAAUCUUUCAGAUACUGAUCAAAUGUUCUUAACUGUAAUGACAGACGACAAACCAAGAAAAGACUUUGUUGCUCGACUUCAUUAUAUAGAUGAAAAAAGCCGGCCAGUUAUUCUUGUGCAACGGUUAGGGAAGCUAAAAAAUAAAACAACACUAAAACGUUUUUCUUUUAAGUUAGGAUACAUUAUUGUUGGUAAAUCGCUUUCAAAUCUAUUGGAGCAGAAACCUGAGCAGACAACUUUAGAAAGUUUAGAAACGUCUUUAAUCACAACAAAAAAUCGUUGUUCAGCUGUGAUCAAAAAUCAAACUCGGAAUCCAAGUUCAAGUCAUAUAGCCACAUGUGUUACAAAAUCUAAAAAUACACAAAGUGAUCCGAAUGAUCUUGAAUUUAUUGUGGGAGCCCAUUUUAAUAUUAGAAACAACGCCAUUGAAGCUUGCGUAUUUUGUUGUGACCAAAAAAGUAAGAAGUAUUUGAAAUUAAUUUAA